CGUUUGUCUUCAGCGAGUGAACAGGAGCCCGUGUCACUGCUGCUUAUUUAUUGUUUAUUCCAGAGAAGCUGCUGCUGUAUUUUUUUUUUAUCUCCUCUUGUUCCUGUUGUGGAAUGAAAAAGGAGAAGCAGGUUUUGUGUCGUUUCAGCGUCAGCGUCAUGAAGAAGCGGAGUAAAGCAUCCAAAGUGGCACUAGGGUAGAAGCCUCCUGCUCUCCGUCUCCCUCCCUCUUCACACUCCAGAACUGUUUGGCCCGAGCAGCGAUGGCCAAGUGGCUGAAGGACUACCUGAGCUUUGGCAGCAGGAAGGUGCCCCCCCAGCCGCCCACACCAGACUACUCCGAGAGCGAGAUCCUCAAAGCGUACCGGCUCCAGAGGGACCUGGACUUCGAAGAUCCCUAUGAGGACUCGGAGAGCCGGCCCAGGGCCGAGUCUGGGCCGUCUGACCCUGCCACGCCGGUGUACGGGUCCCCCAUGAAGUCGUCCAGCGUGGACCCCAAGUCCCCCAAGCACAGACUGAUCAAAGUGGACUCCCAGGAGCUUGGGCGCACCAAGAUCCUCCUCAGUGCCGUCUCCAUAGAGGAGCAGCAGGAGCCUGUGGUGCCCUCUGCUCCGCUGGCUGGGGACACGGACUAUUCUGAUCCUUUCGACGCUCGGUUGGAUCACCGGCUGGAGACGGACCUCGGACCCGUUCCCUGCGAGAACAACGGCUACAUGGAGCCGUACGAGGCCCAGAGGGUCAUCACAGAGCUGCAGCGCGGCCCGGGAGGAGGACGGAUGCGUGGCGGGGGGGUGCAGCUCUACGACACUCCCUACGACGACGAGCGAGGACAGCGCCUGGGCCUGGUGUACGGAGACACUCAGGAGGAGGGCAAGGAGAGCAGCCGGCUGCCGCAGGACGACGAGAGGCCGGCCGACGAGUACGACCAACCCUGGGAGUGGAAGAAGGACAACAUCUCCAAAGCCUUCGCAGUGCAGUUUGACGGCGCAGAGUGGGACCGCUCCUCGUCGCCCACAGAGCGCCUGCGUCCUCCGGGGCCGUGGUCCAGCCCGCUGGCCGGAGGGGGGAUGAGGUUUCGUAUGCCGCAGGAAGGCUUGACAAUGGUCGGGGAGAGAGUGGACGCCACUGUUCCUCUGGAAAAGCAGGUAUGGUACCACGGAUCACUGUCUCGUUCUGAGGCAGAGUCGCUGCUAAUGCUGUGUAAGGAGUGUAGCUACCUGGUGAGGAACAGUCAGGCCACCCGCUCCGACUUCUCCCUGUCCCUACGGAGCUGCCAGGGUUUCAUGCACAUGAAGUUCACGCGGUGUAAAGACGGCAAGUACGUGCUGGGUCAGAACAGCCCUCCGUUUGACACCAUCCCAGAGGUGAUCCACUUCUACACCACGCACAAACUCCCCAUCCGGGGGGCGGAGCACUUGUCCCUGCUGUUCCCCGUGCUGGUGCAGACACUCUGACCGACGCGUCCCGCUCCCUCUGGACCUCCAGGAUUUCAUUGAGCUCAGACAAUUAAAAACUUGAAUGUUUGACGGGGUCUUCCCAGCGGAGUGCCAUCAACUGUAGUCCUGUAUUGGACCGGACGACUUUUGAUGAAUCGACACACCACGGAGCCAAUGCCUUCACCCACCACUGCUGUUGUACCUGUGCCAAGUGUGUCUAAACAUCCGGGAGGAUUGAUUCACAUAAAAUGCAAUACCUGAACUUUAAGCCACCUUUGUUGUAACUUCUCUCCCUCAUAUCCUUUUUGCUAAAUCAAGGGGUUUACAAUGUCAGGACAUCUGGAAUUGUCUCUUUCUUUAUUACAUGUCUCUCACCACUGUCUGAAAGGGGAGAAAGUCGGCAUAUUCUAAACCUCCCCAGUUCACAGAAGAGCUACAGAAGAUUGAGAUAAACGACUGCUGCUCCACAGAAACUCACCUCAUCCACACUGGUAAAAAUAUUGCUGUUGUCAGGUGAAAACCUAGCAAGUUCUAUUUUGCUUAUUUUUCAUAUUUGAACCAGAAUCAAUAAAUUGAAAUGUACUGAAUAUGGUGGGAAACUUUGUCAUCUGGGCUCAGAAACCCUGGUUGUAAAUUUAAGAAAAUAUUGAUAAAAGAAAAGUGCUAUUUUUGAAGAAAAAAGGUUUUUACCAACAACAGUGAUGUUUUAAAUGCUUUUCUACACAAAGCCACACAGUUGAUUUCCAUUCAGUCUGUUUUGUGCCGUCACGCUGCUGCUGUAUGUUGAUGAUUUGCUUGACACGUCUCCAUGUUACUUGUUGAUUGUUCACUGUAAGCAACAGAGAGGCUGUGUUGUAUUGGUACUCGUGCUGACCUUGCUGACCUGUAUCUCUUGUUGGUUGCCUACGUUGCAUUUGGUAGACAAUGCUGAGUUUGUAAAAAAAAAGAAAGGAAAAAA
This is a messenger RNA of Limanda limanda (common dab), 2393 nucleotides long. It is a transcript of the gene shdb, whose product is annotated as Src homology 2 domain containing transforming protein D, b. Lineage: Eukaryota; Metazoa; Chordata; Actinopteri; Pleuronectiformes; Pleuronectidae. The transcript is spliced from 7 exons. Gene Ontology annotation, molecular function: phosphotyrosine residue binding. The record is from RefSeq and is a predicted model, not a curated record. The coding region runs from base 263 to 1453 and encodes 396 amino acids.